AUGGAGGUGGAUCUUGCUGCCUAUUUGCUGCGCACUUUCGACUCGAAGGCGAAGCAGAAGCAGCAGCUGCGGGUUUUGCUGUUUGUAAAUACAAUUUCUUAUGUCUACAGACUCGAGUCCCUGCUCGGGUUUAGCAGCAGCAACUACGGGCUGCUGGUGAGCAGCGACGUUGCUGCUAGGGGUUUGGACUUCAAGAAAGUUGAAAAGGUUAUAAACUUCCAACCCCCUCGAGAUGCAGAAACCCUAAUUCACAGAUGCGGCAGAACGGCGAGAGCAGGCCAAGACGGGGAGGCGGUUUGCUUCGUGGGCAGCUGGGAAGCCCUUCGGUGGCAAACCCUUUUUGCUGCAGCAGAAGUGGACUUCUCUCUUUGCUGCUGGCCAUUAGGGUUUAGUGAUUUCUGUUCAUUUAAAAAAAAAGAAGAAAUGAAAACCCUUUUCAAACUCGCCGCCCUCGUGGAGCAGGAGCAGCACCAGGGCGAGAAGCAGCAGCGCACGGCGGCGCUGCUGCAGCGGCUUGCUGCAGCAGCAGAAAUUGAAGUUGAAAAUGAAAACCCUCGAGAAGAAACUCAAGAAAAAGAAAUUAUAAAUAAAUUCAAAAACAAAAACAAACUCAGGCAGCUCCGCCAGAUGCUGGCCACUUUCGUCCCCUAA
This is a messenger RNA of Eimeria tenella, 651 nucleotides long. Its product is annotated as ATP-dependent RNA helicase, putative. Bases 1 to 651 code for a protein of 216 amino acids. The record is from RefSeq and is a predicted model, not a curated record. The transcript has 6 exons. NCBI's taxonomy places the organism in Eukaryota, Apicomplexa, Conoidasida, Eucoccidiorida, Eimeriidae.